Nannospalax galili (Upper Galilee mountains blind mole rat) is the source of this 2313-nucleotide messenger RNA. It is a transcript of the gene P4ha3, whose product is annotated as prolyl 4-hydroxylase subunit alpha 3. Gene Ontology annotation, molecular function: iron ion binding; L-ascorbic acid binding; protein binding. Gene Ontology annotation, cellular component: endoplasmic reticulum. Gene Ontology annotation, biological process: peptidyl-proline hydroxylation to 4-hydroxy-L-proline. Lineage: Eukaryota; Metazoa; Chordata; Mammalia; Rodentia; Spalacidae. The record is from RefSeq and is a predicted model, not a curated record.
CUAGGCGCCGGGGCGGGGUCGGGCGGCGGGAGCUCGGAGGGGACGCGGAGCCCCGCGAUGGGCCCGGGCGCGCUGCUGGCGCUCCUGGCGCUGCUGGAGCUCCGGGAGGGGGACCCCGCGGUGGCCGCGGCGCGCGAGGACACGUUCUCGGCGCUGACCAGCGUAGCCCGCGCCCUGGCGCCGGAGCGCCGGCUGCUGGGGAUGCUGCGGCGCUACCUGCGCGGGGAGGAGGCUCGGCUGCGGGACCUGACCAGAUUCUAUGACAAGGUGCUUUCUUUGCAUGAGGACUCAACGAUCCCUGUGGUGAACCCUCUGCUGGCCUUUACUCUCAUCAAACGCCUGCAGUCUGACUGGAGGAAUGUGGUGCAUAGUCUGGAGGCCAGUGAGAAUAUCCGAGCUCUGAAGGAUGGUUACGAAAAGGUAGAGCAAGACCUUCCUGCCUUUGAGGACCUUGAGGGAGCAGCGAGGGCCCUGAUGCGGCUACAAGAUGUAUACAUGCUCAAUGUGAAGGGCCUGGCCAGAGGAGUCUUCCAGAGGGUCACAGGCUCCUCUGUCACUGACCUGUACAGUCCCAGGCAGCUCUUCUCCCUCACGGCAGAUGACUGCUUCCAAGUAGGCAAGGUGGCCUAUGACAUGGGGGAUUACUAUCACGCCAUUCCAUGGCUGGAGGAGGCUGUCAGUCUCUUCCGAAGAUCUUAUGGGGAGUGGAAGACAGAGGAUGAGGCCAGUCUAGAAGAUGCCUUGGAUCACUUGGCCUUUGCCUGUUUCCAGGCAGGAAAUGUUUCGUGUGCCCUCAGCCUCUCCCGAGAGUUUCUUCUCUACAGCCCAAAUAAUAAGAGGAUGGCCAGGAAUGUGUUGAAAUAUGAAAGGCUCUUGGCAGACAGCCCUCACCAGGCAGCUGCCGAGACUGUCAUGCAGAGGCCCAAUGUGCCCCACCUGCAGACCAGAGACACAUAUGAAGGGUUAUGCCAGACUCUGGGUUCCCAGCCCAUUCACUACCAAAGCCCCAGCCUCUACUGUUCCUAUGAGACCAAUUUCAGCCCCUACCUGCUGCUCCAGCCCAUCCGCAAGGAGGUCAUUCACCUGCAGCCCUUUGUUGUUCUCUACCAUGACUUCAUCAGUGAUGCAGAGGCUCAGAAAAUUCGAGAGCUUGCAGAACCAUGGCUCCAGAGAUCAGUGGUGGCAUCAGGGGAAAAGCAGUUACAGGUGGAAUAUCGCAUCAGCAAAAGUGCCUGGCUGAAGGACACCAUUGACCCAAUGCUGGUGACCCUUGACCACCGCAUUGCUGCCCUCACAGGCCUUGAUGUCCAGCCCCCCUAUGCAGAGUAUCUCCAGGUGGUGAACUAUGGAAUCGGAGGACACUAUGAGCCUCACUUUGACCAUGCUACGUCACCACACAGCCCCCUCUACAGGAUGAAGUCUGGGAACCGCAUUGCGACAUUUAUGAUCUAUCUGAGCUCUGUGGAAGCUGGAGGAGCCACAGCCUUCAUCUAUGCCAACUUCAGUGUGCCUGUGGUCAAGGGUAUCCUUGGCCAGACGUCUCCCAAAGAACUGAGAUUCCGAGCUGACACUCCACACUCACCUGGGGCUGGGCCUCUUGUCCUCAGAACGCAGCCCUGUUUUGGUGGAACCUGCGCAAGAGUGGAGAGGGGGAUGACGACACGCUUCAUGCCGGCUGCCCUGUUCUGGUGGGAGAUAAAUGGGUGGCCAACAAGUGGAUACAUGAGUAUGGGCAGGAAUUCCGCAGACCCUGCAGCUCCAACCCAAAAGACUGAAGCACUGACAGAGAGCUUGUGGAGGCCUAUGGGUCACCAGAGAAGCCAGGAGCCAAAGCCAGGAGAGGAGAGAGGAGCACAGCCUCCCGGAAGAAGGCCUUGUAACGAGGUCUGGUUCCUUGCAAAGAGGGGGCAAGGAAUGGAACCCCCAAAAGUUUGCAUUUGUUUCUACUCCAGCCAUGAGAGUCAGAGCAGAAUGGACAUUGCAGAAGAGGGCUAAGGAACACGUUUCUAGUGCUCAAACACUGUUGGACAUACCAUGCUGGGGGAUGCAGCUUGGCUAAUGAGUGCCUUGCUUAUGUAGAGCCUUGGAUUCUAUUAUACACACACACACACACACACACACACACACACACACACAAAUUUGGAAAUAGAACACUUCGUCUGACUUCUACUGAAACCCAAGCAGAAUGUGUCUGACUCAGAGAUCUCCACCACCAGUGGGGUUUAUCAUGAUGAUUUCUUUUUUUAGAGUGGAAAGCAACUUUUUCUUUCUUAUGAUUUUUUAAGUCAUUAAAAUGUUUAUAAAUCACCUUUA